Molecule: messenger RNA, 4169 nt
Organism: Arabidopsis lyrata subsp. lyrata
Lineage: Eukaryota; Viridiplantae; Streptophyta; Magnoliopsida; Brassicales; Brassicaceae
Exons: 2
Coding region: 960-1718 (252 amino acids)
Molecular function (GO): nucleic acid binding; zinc ion binding
Source: RefSeq, a predicted model, not a curated record
UUCUCUUGAAUAAGAAAGUCUGUUUCUUCCGUUACAACUCCGAUCUACUCUCGUCGCCGUCUUUGAUACUCCGAUCAUCGGAGUUUAAUAUGGUAUCAGAGCAAACUAAUUGAUCUUCCGCAUUCUUCUUUCAUCGGCGAUGAGUUUUCCGAUUGAUUUUCUUCAACGAUUCUACCUUUUUUCUUUUUGAGCUUCUUUGAGCUGUUCGCCGGAAUUGUUCUUUGUUUCUCUUUGUUUUUGACCUUUGUGUUGACGAAUUUCUUGUUUCUAUACCUAAUUUCGUCACACAUUUCUUUGUAAUUUCUCAUUUCUUACUCUGAGAAUGGGAUCUUAUGUACCUCCAUCUUCGACGGACAAUCCGGUGAAUGCUUCGACGAUUAGACCUAAUCAAGAUCAGUCUCACUAUCACUAUCAGGUGGAUCGGUAUGAGAAUCCAUUUUUUCUUCAGCAAUGAUCACGCAGGUCUUGUUCUUGUCUCUGAUAAACUUACUCAGGCUUCUGAAUUUCAUUCUUGGAGAAGAUCUGUGUGGAUGGCUUUAAAUGUGAGGAAUAAACUAGGUUUUAUCGAUGGAACUUUAAAGAAACCGCCUAUAGAUCAUAGAGAUUAUGGUGCUUGGUCUAGGUGUAAUGAUAUUGUCACAACGUGGUUGAUAAACUCUGUUUCUAAGAAGAUUGGACAAAGUUUACUUUUCAUCAGUACUGCUGAAGGUAUAUGGCGUAAUUUGCUUUCAAGAUUUAAGCAAGAUGAUGCACCACGUGUGUUUGAUAUAGAGCAGCGUCUUAGCAAGCUUGAACAGGGAUCUAUGGAUAUUUCUACUUAUUAUACUGAAUUGAUGACUCUCUGGGAAGAACAUAAGAAUUAUGUUGAUCUUCCGGUUUGUACUUGUGGUAAGUGUGAAUGUGAAGCGGCUGUUAAAUGGGAGAAUUUAUAGCAACGAAGUCGUGUUACUAAAUUUUUGAUGGGGUUGAAUGAGAGUUAUGAUCAGACUCGUAGACAUAUAUUGAUGUUAAAGCCUAUCCCAAAUAUUGAAGAGGCAUUCAAUAUGUUAGCUCAGGAUGAGAGACAAAAAUCAAUCAAGCCUUCUUCUAGAGUGGAUAGUGUGGCUUUUCAGGCAACUACAGAUGUUGAUGCAGAGAAUGCAUAUAUUGCUGCUUAUAAUACGAUGAGAUCAGCUCAGAAACCAGUGUGUACUAAUUGUGGGAAACUUGGACAUACAGUGCAGAAAUGUUACAAGAUAAUUGGAUAUCCUCCUGGCUAUAAAGUCAAUGCUUCUGGUUUUAACUACAGGAACACUAAUAUGCAGAUGCAGAAUCCUCAGUUUCAACCUAGAAUGCAGACUCAAACUCCUCAGUUUCAGCCUAGGAUGAUGUCAUCUCAGCCAAGAAUGCAAAUGCAAAUGGCUCCGACGAAUGUUGUUGCUAAUAUCUACACAGAGUCUAUUCCUUAUUAUGCUGGAGCUGGUUCUCAGACGUAUCCCUAUAUGGUUUCACAGAAUUUUCCACAGGUUACUGAUGGUGGAAAUACAUUCAACAUACAAGAUCUUACUCCACAACAACUCCAGCAUUUUCUUUCACAGUUUCAAGCUCAAGUACUAGCACAAGAGCCUGUGACUUCUUCAAGUACUUCUGGUACUACUGCAACAAUUACUGAACUCGGUUUGAUGGCUCAAACUUCUACCUCUGGAACUUUCUCGGGGCUUGAUGAUUGGGAGGGGUAAACUUUUCAACAACUUAUACAUUUUGGAUAUAGAGAAGCCAUCCCUCUCAGCAUCUCUUCCUACAGCAUGUUCUUCUUUUUCUGGUUCUGUUUUGGCUGAUGGAAUUCUUUGGCACCAACGCCUUGGUCAUCCAUCAACCGCAGCUUUACAAAAACUUGUUAGUGUCAUUCCUUCUUUAAAAAGUAUAUCAUCUGAUGUUUCACAAUGUUCAAUAUGUAUGAUUGAAGACGUACAUAACACUGCGUCACUGCCCAUCUUCUUGGGUAGCGGAUAAUAACAAGAUGUUCAAUGUUCAAUGUUCAAUAUGUAUGAUUGAAGCGGAUAAUAACAAGAUGUCUCGAAGUGGGUCUUCUUGGGUAGCGGAUAAUAACAAGAUAACACUGCGUCACUGCCCAUCUUCGUGAGUAGCGGUUGAUCUUUUGAAUGAGAGAAUCUACAGAAGUGGGUCUUCAGAGGAAGUGACGAAGCUACAAGGCUGCUAUUUUCAGAAGGAAUGCAGCGGGGUUUUGGUUAGCAUUUUGUUUGGAGUAAGCUGGGCAGUGUGCGGAUUUACUUGUCUUGAGAACGAAUUCUCUUGUGUGACUUGUUACUUAAGGAACAAGGAAUCUCAUCUCGGGUGGAGCAUUGAUUUCUCAGAGGGUAUUUCUUGUGUUUUUGAUCAGUUAUUCAAGUGACAAGAAGGAGAAUCUGAUGGUAAGCGAUUAACUGUACUACUUACUUGAGUCGAAAGUCUUCCUAGCCAAAGGGUGUUAGGCGGCGUGUUCUGUUCUUUUGAACAGCGGUACAAGGGAAGUGUAUGGUAGUUUUGCUAGAGGAAAAUACAAGAUUUGAAGUAUGAGAUUGAGGUAUGGUUUGAUGAUGUGUCAAAAAAUGUUGCUACAUCAUUAGAUCAUGAAGAAGGCUCCAAGUAGAGGUGACAAGGCUGCAGAGGUUUUAAAGGAUUGUUCUUGGUGGUUCUUUUGGGUAACAGUGGAGCAAUGUGACAGUGAAGAGUGGCUGAACUUAGAAAGGUGUUUUGAGCUUAUAGAGACGAAUUAACAUCCAAUGGUUAUUAUGGUUCUGGUGGAGCCAUUUUUCCGUGGAGGUUGAGUUCAAACGAAGAGAUGGAAAGCUACAGAAGCCACUGUGGGUACAUGUCCUGUUUACUAAAAAGAAAGGGAAGUCAAGAAUGGUGCAAAUCAACACGUUCAAGAUCCAAGGGUAAGAAGACUCUUACAUUUUUUGGCUGAAGUUUGUUGAUAUUACAGAGGGAUUCUCAGAAGGAAGAAACGAAAUGGGGACAAGUGCUAGUGAUGCGAGAAUGGUGUGUAUCUAGCUUGAUACACAACACAUUAAGCUAGUGGUUAGCUUCUGGAAAUGUAGGGUCCUAGAAAGGGCGAAAAUGCAUAGAAAUCGAAGAUGCAUUUGGAGGAUAACGACUAAGAUCUCUUGAGGUCGUUUGUCUACACCAAAGGGGAGUUUUUGUAAGUAUGCUCUCAAGGAAAGAACUCAUUAUGGACGUUCAAGAGAAGAGUCUUCAAGUAUGAUGUGAUGAUUAAGAAGAAGAGACUUCGGUUUAAGUCUGAUAUUGAAUGGUGCAUGGUUCAAGUUGUUUGGUGGAGUUUCUGCGGGUUUUGCAGGUGUGUCUACAGCUAAGAGUGACGUCAAGGGUUCUAGAGUUGAUGUGUAAGGGGAUUUGAGGACGUGGCUCAAGGGUAUCACAAGGUUCUGUUGGUAUGAGACAAGAUAAAGAUCGCCAGAAGUGAUUAACAUCUGUUGGUGAUAAGUUUUGUGGUUAGAGAAGGAUUGGACAAGGGUUGUGUCCAAGGUAUGUUUUAUUAAACAUGGUGUGUAGAGGGCAAUUCUAAAAUGGUCUAAGCUAUUGUAGAGAUUGACGACAUAGUGAAUUGAAGAGCUUCAAGUUCGAGGCUAAGUUGAUUAAUCGGUUUUCUGAUAAUUGAUUCAAGGAAAUUCAGAGGAUUUUGAUCUCAGUGCACAUGAGUAAAUCAUAGGAGCUAUAGCAAGGGAAUCACAUUUUUUGCAGAGGGUUAUAUGGUUCUUCAAUCACUGAAGACGUUCUUGGGGUCUUUACAGAAGCCAUGGUGGAGAAUGUGUGAUUGGAUGGUUCAUAAGUGGUGGAACUUAUGGUUUGCUAGUCAUCUCAGGAUCGUUUGACCGUGUGAAGUAUCACAGCGGAAGCGUGUUGAAUGUAAGUUCAAUACAAGAGGAUCAAUGAUAAGUUGGGUUGGUCAUAUGGAUUUUAUGGGCUGGUUAUGCAACUCAAGGAGAAGACAAGUAUGUUACACGUUUGGAGCAAAUCAAACGUUCUGUUGGGUUAUUGAUGGUGUUGUGGAUUAUUAUUAUUAUUAUUCUACUAAGGUGUUGUGUGUGUAUGUUCAUACAUAUGCAGGUUCAAAGUAUAAAACUAUAUUGUUACUUUACGUAAUAAUAUUAUCUGAAUUUAGCGAAAAA